Nanorana parkeri is the source of this 999-nucleotide messenger RNA. It is a transcript of the gene FOSB, whose product is annotated as FosB proto-oncogene, AP-1 transcription factor subunit. Gene Ontology annotation, molecular function: RNA polymerase II cis-regulatory region sequence-specific DNA binding; DNA-binding transcription factor activity, RNA polymerase II-specific. The coding region runs from base 49 to 930 and encodes 293 amino acids. Gene Ontology annotation, cellular component: nucleus. Lineage: Eukaryota; Metazoa; Chordata; Amphibia; Anura; Dicroglossidae. The record is from RefSeq and is a predicted model, not a curated record. Gene Ontology annotation, biological process: regulation of transcription by RNA polymerase II. The transcript has 5 exons.
CUGGCCUCUGAUCUCGGUUCUGGUUCUGGACUCCGGUUCUGGAAGGACAUGUACCAGGGAUACGAUUCUUCCAGCUCCUCUCCCUCUGCAGAGUCUCAGUACCUCUCAUCGGUGGAUUCUUUUGGGAGUCCCCCCGCAGCUGCUGCACAACAGGAGUGUGUGGCUCUGUGUGAUGCUCCGUCCUCUUUUGUGCCCACGGUUACUGCCAUCACCAGUAGUCAAGACUUGCAGUGGCUGGUCACACCAGCCCUCAUCUCCUCUAUGGCUCAGUCCCAACCUACGCCAGGCCCGUCACUGGACCCUUAUGACUUGCCGGGCCCCAGCUACGCCUCUCCGUCCAGAUCAUCUUUUGGUCAGUCAGCUGCCACACCAGGACCAGAGGGUUCCCGGCCCACCCGUACCCGUAAAAGAACCAGGGAGGAGGCGCUGACCCCCGAGGAGGAAGAGAAGAGGAGAGUACGCAGAGAGAGGAACAAGCUGGCCGCCGCCAAAUGUCGGAACAGAAGACGAGAACUUACCGACCGAUUGCAGAGCGAGACGGACAUUUUAGAAGAGGAAAAGUCCACACUGGAGGCCGAGAUUGAUGAGCUGCAACGACAGAAAGAACAGUUGGAGUUUGCUCUUCUCUCCCAUCGAUCAACAUGUAAACUUCCCUACGAGGAACCUGACCUGCCCCCCAGUGACCCAGCUGUCUCCUUCCCCCAUGGAGGACUCCUGCCAUCGUAUCCCCCCCAACUGGAGGUAUCCUUCCCUGUCUGUUUGCCCCCCCUACCGGACACAGACUGUGCCAUCGGCCCUGGAGCUUACACCUCUUCAUUUGUCUUCACCUCCCCAGAGGGAGGAGCCUGUGGAAGCCGGUACCAGCGCAGCAGCGGAAGUGAGCGCUCAUCCUCCGACUCGCUCAGCUCCCCCUCACUCCUGGCACUCUGAGACAUAAAGUUCAAAACCUCUUCCUGCACUUUCUUCCCACUGCCACCCAUCUGACAGCUCCUCGCCAUU